Boleophthalmus pectinirostris (great blue-spotted mudskipper) is the source of this 2640-nucleotide messenger RNA. RefSeq names its product nucleolar protein 10 (gene nol10). The transcript has 21 exons. Gene Ontology annotation, molecular function: protein binding. The record is from RefSeq and is a predicted model, not a curated record. Gene Ontology annotation, cellular component: nucleolus; 90S preribosome; small-subunit processome. The coding region runs from base 93 to 2249 and encodes 718 amino acids. Gene Ontology annotation, biological process: maturation of SSU-rRNA from tricistronic rRNA transcript (SSU-rRNA, 5.8S rRNA, LSU-rRNA). NCBI's taxonomy places the organism in Eukaryota, Metazoa, Chordata, Actinopteri, Gobiiformes, Gobiidae.
ACUUCCUGUUUUGCUGCGAUGCAGCAACGUGGGUUCGCCGGAGUAUACUUGUGUUUAAUUAUGUGUGACAGCAAUAAUCUAAACCUUUAACAAUGCAGAUCUCCAGUAUAAAUGACGUGAAGAUUUAUAAUUUAAGCCACGGAAAGUCCCUUCCUGAGUGGUUAUCAGACAGAAAAAAGAGACAACUUCAAAAGAAAGAUGUUGACAUUCAACGGAGGAUCGAGCUCAUUCAGGAUUUUGAAAUGCCUACAGUGUGCACCUCUAUUAAAGUCUCAAGGGAUGGGCAGUACAUUCUGGCUGCAGGGACAUACAAACCCAGGAUACGAUGUUAUGAUACGUAUCAGUUGUCUCUGAAGUUUGAGCGAUGUUUAGAUUCAGAUGUUGUGGCUUUUGACAUCUUGUCCGAUGACUACUCUAAGUUAGUGUUCCUCCACUGUGACCGUUAUGUCGAAUUCCACUCGCAACAUGGACACUACUACAAGACGCGGAUUCCAAAGUUUGGGAGAGACUUUUCAUACCAUUAUCCAUCAUGUGAUCUUUAUUUUGUUGGCUCAGGAUCUGAGGUAUACAGGCUGAAUCUGGAGCAAGGGCGCUUUCUGAACUCUCUUCAGACAGAUGCUGUCGAGCACAAUGUCUGCGAUAUCAACCCUGUUCAUCAAUUAUUUGCCACUGGAACAUCUGAGGGUAGGGUGGAGUGCUGGGACCCCCGAGUGAGAAAUCGUGUCGGUCUAUUGGACUGUGCCCUUAGCAGUGUCACCGAGGGAACAGAAGUUCAAGCUUUGCCUUCAGUUAGUGCCCUGAAGUUCAAUGGGUCUCUCACAAUGGCAGUUGGGACCAGCACUGGACAGGUUCUGCUGUAUGACCUGCGCUCUAGUCAGCCGCUCCUGGUUAAAGACCACUUCUACAAUCUUCCAAUCAAAUCUCUAAACUUCCAUGACCCUCUUGAUCUGGUGGUCUCUGCUGAUUCCAAGAUAAUAAAAAUGUGGAAUAAAGACUCGGGCAAAGUGUUCUCCUCUAUUCAGCCUCCGACCAACAUCAAUGAUGUCUGCAUGUAUCCAAAGUCCGGUAUGCUCUUCACUGCCAAUGAAGAUCCUAAAAUGAGUACAUUCUACAUCCCUGCUCUGGGCCCAGCACCGCGAUGGUGCUCAUUCCUCGACAACCUCACCGAGGAGCUCGAGGAGAGUCCGGAGAGCACGGUUUAUGAUGACUACAAGUUUGUCACUCGCAAGGAUCUGGAAAACUUAGGGUUGUCUCAUCUUGUGGGAUCCCCUCUGCUCAGAGCCUACAUGCAUGGCUUUUUCAUGGACAUCAGGCUUUAUCACAAGGUUAAAAGCAUGGCAAAUCCAUUUGCUUAUGAGGAAUACCGUAAAGAUAAGAUUCGGCAGAAGAUUGAAGAGUCCAGGACCCAGAGAGUGCAGUUAACAAAAUUGCCCAAGGUCAACAAGGAGCUGGCACUGAAGCUGAUGGAGGAGGGUGAUGACGAGGCAGAACUUGCUUCUAGGAAGAAGAAAGGAAAGGCCGUUCCUAGUAUUCUGGGUGACGAUCGUUUUAAGGUGAUGUUUGAGAACCCAGACUAUCAGGUGGAUGAGCAGAGUGAGGAGUUCCGCCUUCUCAACCCCAUCGUAUCUAAAGUUGGCCAAAAGAGGAAGAAGAAACUGAAGUUGCUUUCACAGCAGGCUGCAGCUGCUCAAGAGGAGGCUGAGGAAGAAGAGCCUGAAGGUCGUCCCAGUUCAGAGGAGGAAAGCUCAGAUGAUGAUAAGAGCUGGGUGGAGGAGGUGAGGGAGCAGAGACGACUUCUGAGACAGGAAGAUCGCGAGCGCCGCAUACAAGAGAGGAAGGAUGCUGACCGCAACACUGUCCUACUGAACCGGGAGCAGAACGGAGUAUCCAGACCCAAUAUGCCCACAGCAAAGAAGAUCAACCAACCUCAAUUCUAUCAGAUUAAAACUGGAGAAGAGUUCCGCAGUUUUAAUGACAUGGCCCACAAGCAGAAACUCCAAAAGGCAUCUCUGGAGGAGCGCCUGAAGCUGGAAGAGAACUCUGGAAUAAGCAACAUGGCUGACACAGCAGUGGGAAGCAAACAACUCACUUUCACUCUUAAAAAAUCGGAGCAACAGAAGAAGCAGCAGCAGGCGGAGAGAGACCACCACGCAGAGAGGAAGAAGCUGAGGCGGUCGGCCGGGCACCUGAGCAGCGCCACAGGGAGGGGCCGUGGGAGAGGGAGGGGACGAGGACGAGGUCGAUUUUGAGGUGUCCUGUUAAAAGUCUAUCCUCAAAUCUGAUCUUUCACUCAGAGAUGCCUUACAAGUGAAGCGUGUGGGAGCCUCAGCACUAGGCAAGACUGACUGUAACAAAUGGACAUGUUUGUGGAAGGGCUCUGCAAACAGGGCAAUGCCAUGCGCAUUAUAAGCAUGGAUUAAAAUGUUUAAUUUCAUUUUUGAAAAUGGACAAAUUAAUUGUGACUGAGUAGGCCAUUUAGGAGGUUUUUAAAAUUCAUUGGGGUACACCAAUGCUUUCUUUCUAAUGUUGUUGGUAUAUUUUUUUGUGUGACUAUUUGUGUAACAAGUUUUAAGAAGACUUGUUGUCUCAUUGUUUAAAAUUGGAUUAAUAUGUACUAUAUUAUAUUUGGUACAAAACAAA